AUGGAAAAUGUUGCUCGUAGAUACAGUGAUGAAGAGUUCUGGCAUUUGGUAGAUCAACAGCUGGGUGAACCAUCGAAACGCGCAACGCGGCAGCUUGAGUGCGAGGGAGGUCCAUCAGCCCAUGAGCAGGACGAUAAUGUUGAUGAGGAAUUCUGUGACCAAGUUCGUUCGUUCGAAGAAUACCCGGUUGAUUCAUCUUCCGACGAAGAAAGUGUUGACGGAGACAGCAGUAGUAUAUCGUCGUCGGGUAAUGAUUUCGUAUCUUUUUUAAAGAUAUGGAGUGUGAGAGAAAACGUACCGAACGCAACGUUGUCUCGAUUGCUUCGGGGGCUGGCUCGAUUUUUGCCCGAAAACCAGCUCCUAGGUGCUCAGACUCUGUUACGAACACCACGGAUCCCGAUUAUUAUUAACCAAAUUGAAGGUGGAGAAUAUUGGCACAGAGGUCUAGAAAAAAGUUUGCGUCACUUAUUUUCUGAUCUGUCGGAAGACAGGACAGUGUCGCUGGACUUCAAUGUGGAUGGGGUUUCGCUGUUUCCCAGAACCAACAAACACACGUGGACGAUACUUGGCAAGGUGUUUGAAGAGCCACGAUCGGAUGUGUUCGUCAUCGGUUUGUUUUACGGUGAUUCGAAACCCAAGCGAAUCGAAGAGUUCCUGGAACCGUUCGUGGAAGAAACGAACCGUCUUAUACACGAUCCCAUCAAGAUGAAGGAUAAAACUUUGAAUGUAACUAUCAGGUGCUUCAUCUGCGAUGCACCUGCGAGAGCGUUCAUACGUGCUAACAUCGGAGCCACAUCGUACCAAGAAUGUUUGAAAUGUAAAGCAAAGGGCAUAAGAGUAAAUGUAGCUGGAUCUCGACAGAUAUCCUAUCCCUUAGCCAAAGCUGAUGCACGCACUGAUGAAGAGUAUCGUUCAUCCAGCCAUAGCAAGGGCCACAUGGAAUGCUCAGUGGAUGAGAAAAAGGACGAAGCGAAAACUCCGUUGAGCAAAUUAGAUAUAGAUAUGGUUGAACAUUUUAUCGUUGGUGAUUCCUUGGACGUACUUCAUCUGGGGAUGAUGAAAACAUAUUUAACAGACAAAACAAAAGGCGAACAUAACAUAACAAAGUGGGAUACAAAAGAUGUGGAGGCAAUGGACAGUAUCAUUCAGAGUAUCAAACUACCGUGUGAGUUCGACCGCCGGUACCCGACCCCAAUCAGUAUGCUUUCGGACUGGAAUGGAAGAGAGUUUGCCACGUUCCUGAAUUACGUGGGGGUGGCUGUAUUGAAAGAGUUUCUGAAGGACGAUGAAUACACGCAUUUCCUCAAUCUCUUUAUUGCUGUCACUAUCUGCAGCAACAAUAUCUAUCAAGAUCAUCUUGAUGAUGCGCAACGAUUGAUAGAUUCAUUUGUCGAAGAGCAGUAUAAAAGAACUGGGCAAAUUUCCAGCAACUUACAUACCACAAUCCACAUUACUAACGAAUGCACCCGAUUUGGCCCAUUGCCGCAAAAUUCCACUUAUCCGUUUAAAAAUUUCCUUCACAAAAUAAGAGAAGCUGUGUCCCAUGGCAAAAACUCUCUCCAAAAAUUAGCCAAUCGUAUCGAGGAAUACAGUAACCUGCCCACCGCACCGACGCCACAACCGACCUACCCAGUACUGCGGCAAAAGGACAUCAUUGCUGGUACGGAAACACGCUACAGCAGCAUUGUGUUGCGAAAGGGGUUCACUCUUAAGUCGCAGCAUUUUGCAGAUUGCUGGUUGCUGACCACAUCCAACAAAAUCGUACGGAUGGUCGCAGCUACCGACGAAUUUAUUUGUGGUGUUGAAAUUGUCGAACAACAUUCGCAAUUCGACCACACUCUUUUUGAUCUGGUGCGUGUAUAUUAUACAGAUAAUUGUGAAAAUGUCAGCGAAGAGAAGAGCUAUCGACUUGAUGAAGUAUGUUGUAAGCUAGUGGCGGUUAGAGUUAAUGCGAAAGUAGUUUAUAUUCCCCUACAUCAUACAUUGCCCGAUAGUUUGGACUCAUGUAGCGCUAUACCCAUUUAAGUACAGAAAUUAAAAAAAAACACGUACAACAUGUAGUCGGUGUAAACAACUUCUAGUCGUGUCAUAUUUUAUCGUAAUAAAUCAUUCAAAAUUUUCGUAGUAA
Anopheles aquasalis is the source of this 2128-nucleotide messenger RNA. RefSeq lists its product as uncharacterized. The record is from RefSeq and is a predicted model, not a curated record. NCBI's taxonomy places the organism in Eukaryota, Metazoa, Arthropoda, Insecta, Diptera, Culicidae.